CGGAUAUAAAGCAGUUGCCCUUCUUGAUUUUGCUGAUUAUGUCCAAUGAUCCGUUCCUUUUACGGCAGUGUCAAAGACUCUUAUCAAAAUUUCUUUGACUUCCACGAAAUUAUACGCGGAAAAUUGACAGCGUUUAUGGGAUGCCAUUUACUACUAGUCACAUUGCUGGUUACUAUCACCUUGCAUGCAAGCGCGAUAGCCUCUCCCAAGCCAAAUCUGGCGACUUCUAGCGUCCAGUCAGAGCAUGGGUGAAAGAGUCAAGGAGAGGUUUCUAAAAGCCGAGGUAGGUAUUACUGAACCAAUCGACAGAGAAGAAAGGGUGACGAUCAGUGAUCAUGUGAAUGAGGCUGAAGUAUUGGAAAAGCUACCAGAGAUGCUAAACAAAGCAGGAAUUUCAAUCAAUGCAGAAGAACCACUAGCAGGCGCAAAAAUCAAAACUAUUUGGAAGAGGCGGUGAAUCUCUUAACGGUAAAGAGACCCUCAAAACUCGAAGAGAGCCGCCAACUACAGUACACGUCAAGUUCACGGAAGGGGCCUCAAACACAGCAAAUGUCAU
Messenger RNA from Plasmopara halstedii, 556 nucleotides. RefSeq lists its product as uncharacterized. The transcript has a single exon. The record is from RefSeq and is a predicted model, not a curated record. Bases 245 to 457 code for a protein of 70 amino acids. Lineage: Eukaryota; Oomycota; Peronosporomycetes; Peronosporales; Peronosporaceae.